Molecule: messenger RNA, 687 nt
Organism: Myzus persicae (green peach aphid)
Lineage: Eukaryota; Metazoa; Arthropoda; Insecta; Hemiptera; Aphididae
Exons: 2
Coding region: 90-332 (80 amino acids)
Source: RefSeq, a predicted model, not a curated record
AUAGAUGAUUUUUCAUUGAGUCAAUAUUAUAAUUAUUGAAGUAUUAUUGUUCAUGUAAAGUAAUAUUUAUAGUCACAGGUGAGAAUAAUAUGGACGAAUUCACAGAGCAAUAUUUAAAAGAAUGGGGUUUUGACUAUUUAGUCAGCCGUUUUAAAGAGGAAGAAAUAGAUAGAAUUGCAUUUUUAGACUUAACUGAAUCAAUGGUAGCUAGACUGAUUCCAAAAAUGGGACCACAAUCCAAAUUCUUUAAAUUACUACAAACACUAAGAGAAGAAAUUCAGAAGGAUAAAGUAGGUUACUUAUUUAUUAUUAUACAUUCUAUUAAUUCUUAGGUAAAUAGAUUCAAAUAGAUUUAUGAAAGUAUUAUUAUACAAGUAGACAUUCUCAAACUGUUUGUUACUAGGAAAUAGCAUUAACAGAAUCUACUACCAGUGAAUCUGGUGCAUCUAGUUCUUUGAAUUUAAUCGACAUUGGUAAUAUUGCAAAUUUUGAAAUUCUUAGUACUCAAGAGAAUUUUAACAGUUUAGCUAAUGAGGAAAUGCUACCUACCACAAAUUCAAAUUUAGGUAGAAUAAUUUUCUUGUUUAUUACCUACCUUAAUAAAUUCACUAUAUUAUCCAAUGUUAUUAAUUUUUAAAUCAUAUGUUAAUAUAGAUUCAAAUGAAAAUUAUUUAUACUUAGGUCAAU